GAUGAUGCUCUACCUUCUGGCUACAUCUACCAAGGAAUCACACACGGAAUGGAAUAAUGCAGCCAAGGUGAAGACAACCAUCACAAUCCGACAGUGAGGCCUAAAAAGCACAAUGGUUUGUUCAUGGUAGCAAGAGUCCACCUGUCAGGGAUUAGCGCUGCAUUACCUGGCUGUCAUGGGGUGGGUGUAGCCAUGUGAGGGCCCUCUCGGUUAAGUAACUGGAUCAGGAAUUAAAAGCCUUGCUGAGCCUACAUGCCUGCUAAAUAAGGAAUAAACCUGCACCUCAGAAUAACCUCAGUCAAGAGUGGUGUCCGUCAACAACUAUCUAGUCAUCUAAUCCCAUUCACAUAAAGAUAUCAAACUUACCAUAUGAUGUAAUGAACAGCAAGUGUAAGUCACCAGAGAUCCGAAUGCAGAUCACACCCUGUGCGUCAACUUGGGCGACUUCCAGCCUCUUCCAGCCUCUUCCGGCACUCGCGACAGGCAUCUGACAAGUUAGUUUCCUGCGGUGCCUCCGAAUGGAUGUCCUUUACUCAUUUCCAUCCAACAUGUUGUCGUGGUGACAUGAAACUGAGAGGAGGAGUCUUCACACUGUCUGUUCAACUCAUCUUAGUUAAACGUUUAUAGGAAGGAUUACUUGCUGCUUGGGCUUUUUUUUUUUGCUUAGCUUUCAAAAAUUCGUCCUCCGUUGUUUUUAUAAUUUCAGCAAUGGGCAUUCUUUUAAGUGUGAUGGACUUUAACAAGUACAAUAGUGUGAUCAAAAAUGACAGUUUAAAAAUGUUAAAAUAUUUCUUUUUCUCAUACCUCUUCGUUUUUUUACUGUCUGUUAUUUCUUUAUUUCGUCCAAUCCAGUGGACUUUUAAAACGUUUCAAAUGUUAAUCUGGAAUGCACCACAAGAUGGCGCCCUGCUUUUCCUUGCUGCGCGCACAGCCAGAGUUAAGGCCUAAUUUGACUAACAUCUAGCUCCAUAUUAUCAUGGUUUAACUCUAUUACCGCUAAAAUAUAAUAUAAUAAAUAUAAAAACAACAGCUGGUCUUUGGGAGGGAACCUUUUCUUUUCAUCUUAUUUCCAUGGCAAAGUUUGUUGUGAAAUCCGAGUCAGAGGUUACACUUUACAUGGAAAAUGAGUCCUUUCCAUUUCUUUCUGUGAAAAAAGUAGAAUGCUUUCAGAUCAUUACCUCAUCUGCCCUGUCCUGGAUUCAAAACGUCUUACUUGAACCCUUUAUCCUCCUUUCUGCUCCUCUUGAAUGGGUGAAAACAACACAGUAGGGAAGAAAGAAAAAAAAAACUUUACUGCAUAUGCUGCUCAAAUAUUAAUGUUCCAAAUUGGCUAAAAUCUCACAUUUCUUUUCAGGGCCACUUAGUAUGUUAUUGAUUUAUCCACACGGUAUAUAUGAAAGCACUAAGGCAGCUGUAAACUGUCUUAACUGUCAUGCUAACAUUUUCAAUGAAUACUCAUGAUAAUCCUUCGUCAAGUUUUCUGUGACAGUUUAAAAGCCCGCUGUGGGAAUGAACCCGUGGGGGCUGUGGGCCUGUCUGAACACAUCAAGUCCCCCGCACCCCCUCUAGUAACUAGGAUGACCCGAGGAGACAUCCCUGUGCAUCUGACCAGCAGUCCUCAUGAGCACCCAGAAGAAGAGGAUACGAGGAGUGAGGAAGAUCUGGAGAUGAAGGCAGGGGGACACUCAUCCAUGAGGAGCACGAGCGAUGAACAAUGAAGAAUUUGGCUAAAGUACAUGUGAAAAGACACAAGAUUGAUCAAAUUUCAGACUGCAGCAAAGACAAACUGUUGGCUAAUGACAACAAUCAACAUACCAAGAUGGACUUCAAGUGGACCAGGAGUAUGACUGCAGGAUGCCAUGGAGAGUCGUACUCCGUGGUGACCGUGGAUGGUAUCGUUAACCCGCCGCUGGUCCCGCCAUCCCACCAGGCCUCAGGCAGCUCCAGCCCCGGCUCCGGAGGAGCACGCCAUCCCGUCAGCGCCUUGAAGAAGUGGCUCACCAGUCCGGUCCGCAAGCUAAGCUCCGAUGCCAGAGGAGGAGCGGGGCGAGUCGAUAAGCAGAUGUCCGCUUCGGACAGUAGACGGCAGCCGUCGAAUAUUUCCCACGGUGGAGCUCAGCCGAGGCCUUUGGGACCGCAUGACGGCGACUUCUCCUCUGCAGAUGCGGUAUGGAAAGAUGGCCCGUUGAGUCGCGAAGUUUCAUCUCCUCUGCCGCCUUUUCAUCAGGGUGACUUGUCGGACCUCUUGCAAGGCGGAGACGCACAGAGUCUUAGCCACAAAUCCAGUGUCAACACUCUCCAAGAUGAAGACAACAGCUACAACGUGACAGAAGAGGCUGGGAGCCAGUUGUCUGUGGUUGCUGACAGCGAGGAAGAAAGAAACAUUGCCUUUGAGAAGAGCUUGUAUGUGCUGACAGAGCUGAUAGAAACCGAAAGGUUAUAUGUGGAAGAUCUUGGAGUCAUUGUGAAGGGCUACAUGGCAACAAUGACCAGUCAGGCCGUUCCUGAAGACCUUAAAGGAAAAGAGAGGAUCGUUUUUGGAAACAUUCAUCAGAUCUACGACUGGCACAAGAGUUAUUUCCUGGGUGAGCUGGAGAAAUGCGUGGCUGAUCCGGACACCUUGGCCCAGCUCUUCAUCAAGCAUGAGCGUCGUCUUCACAUGUAUGUGGUUUACUGUCAGAACAAGCCCAAAUCCGAGCACGUUGUCUCCGAGUACAUCGAGACCUUCUUUGAGGAUCUCAGGCAGCAGUUGGGUCACAGGCUGCAGCUCAAUGACCUGUUGAUCAAACCCGUCCAACGCAUCAUGAAGUAUCAGCUCCUUCUCAAGGACUUCCUUAAGUAUUACAGCAAAGCCGGACGGGAUGUAGAGCAACUCCAGAGGGCAGUGGAGGUAACGUGCUUUGUGCCUAAACGAUGCAACGACAUGAUGAACGUGGGCAGAUUGCAAGGCUUUGAGGGGAAAAUUACAGCUCAGGGGAAGCUCCUCCAGCAGGACACCUUCUCUGUGAGCGACCAGGAAGGCUGCCUGCUCUCCAGACCUAAGGAGAGGAGGGUCUUUCUGUUUGAGCAGCUGGUCAUCUUCAGCGAGCCGAUUGAUAAGAAAAAGGGCUUUUCUUUACCUGGAUAUAUUUUUAAAAACAGCAUCAAGGUCAGUUGCCUUGGCGUGGAGCAGAAUUGGGGUGAAGGCCCAUGCUCUCUCGUCCUGACAUCUCGCGGGAUAAACGGCAGCGUGACUCGCUUCAUCAUGCAGGCAUCUUCUCCGGAAAUACAGCAAGCUUGGCUCAGCGAUGUGAUACAAAUUUUAGACACUCAAAGGAACUUCCUUAACGCCCUUCAGUCACCUAUUGAGUACCAACGAAAGGAGAGCAACUCAAACAGCCUUGGCAGGAACAUGAAGUCUCCAAGUUGCCUGCAGCCUUACCUGUCGGCAUCGAUGGACCGCCACCAGCAGCUCGGCAUGCUGACUUACAACACCUCUCUUCCGUCGCUGCAUCCUCCCCACCGUAGCCCGGCCUCAAAAGCAAUUUCUAACCCUUGCGUCAUGACACCUCAAGUGACCCACCUUCAGCUCUUGUCAGAGUCACAACUCACUUUGGGCCCAGAAGUCACAGGAAGCCACGAGACGGCCAUUUCUCUCCCACCCCGUCGUCAGCAAAGCUUGCAGGCAACCACUCUCCAUGACAGUGAAACUUGAGUGCAUGAGCCAGACAGCAGCAUCUGGAUGGAGACCAUGCUAAAUCUUUAUCAGGCAUUGUAUCUUUCGAAUGCUAUUUUGUUUUACUGUGACACCUCAAGUGUCCAUUUUUUUGGCAUAAUUAUGUGCUUACAGUUUGUUGGGCUGUUUAGGCGCAGCCAUUAUUAGCUUCUUAUCUGAACCAAACACAUUUGUGCUUGUGUCACUGAGCAGAAAGAAGAGAAAGAGAGUGCGCAUCUCAGAGUUCUAAAUGCAGUUUGUUUUUGCUUUCUGUGCUUGGCUUUGUGCUGUAAAUAAAGCAGUAAGAAACAAAUGAUCCUGCAAAGUGGAAAGCGGGUACGUACAUUUCUGUUCUGCCUGUAAUAAGUCGACGUUUAUAAUAAAAGAACACAAUGUACAUAGCAGUCGGUUGUGUUCAUGUGAA
This is a messenger RNA of Syngnathus typhle (broad-nosed pipefish), 4118 nucleotides long. RefSeq names its product Rho guanine nucleotide exchange factor (GEF) 25b (gene arhgef25b). Gene Ontology annotation, cellular component: cytoplasm; plasma membrane. Gene Ontology annotation, molecular function: guanyl-nucleotide exchange factor activity. Bases 1715 to 3694 code for a protein of 659 amino acids. Gene Ontology annotation, biological process: axon guidance. NCBI's taxonomy places the organism in Eukaryota, Metazoa, Chordata, Actinopteri, Syngnathiformes, Syngnathidae. The transcript has 18 exons. The record is from RefSeq and is a predicted model, not a curated record.